UCUGUCAUUUGUAAAAUUGUAAACAUUUAGAAUUUUUUAUAAAAAAAAAAAUUUUAUUCAUAAUAAUUAUAAACAAUAAAAUAAACAUAAUAAUAAAAAUGUCUGAAUAUGACAAUGUUCGGAUUGGAAAAUUAGUGUUGAAAGGAGAAAAGCAUAAAUCAAAAAAACGUAAACAUAAGGAUAAAAGCCAUGAUAAAGAAAAAAAAUCUAAAACAAAUGUUGAUGAAGAUGCUCUUCGUAAUGGUGGGUGGUGGAAAGUUACAACUACCACUGAAGUGAUUGGUUCUGUUGCCAUACAGUUCGGUGAAAGAACCUAUAUCAAAGCUUUAGAUAACGGGCUAUUUACAUUGGGUUCACCUCAUGAUAUAGGAGAAGGACCUGCACCUGAAGAAAUUUUAACAGCAUUUUCUAUAAAUGAAAAAAAAGUUUCAUUUAAAUCUGGAUAUGGAAAAUACUUAAAGGUUGAGAAAGAUGGAAUGGUUACAGGCAGAUCGGAAGCUGUUGGGAGUAUGGAACAGUGGGAACCAAUUUUUGAGGAUGGUAAAAUGGCAUUAUUGUCAGAAAUUGGAACCUUUAUGGCAAUUGAUCCAGAGGAUGAUGCAUGCGUUGCAUUGCAGAAAAAAGUUGGCCCAAACGAAAUAGCCGUUAUUAGAUCAUGCGCAGUUAGAGAAUUGAAGGAAAAAGAUGAUGAACCAGUUGAAGAAAAAGGGGAUCUACAACAAGUAGAAAAAAACUUUGUCAAAAAAUUUCAAAAAUUCCAAGAUAAAAAAAUGUUGAUAAACAAAGAAGAUGUUAAAGAAUUGGAAAGGGCUAAAGAAGAGGGAUAUUUACAUGAAAAACUCCUUGACCGUAGAAGUAAAAUGAAAGCUGACAGAUAUUGUAAAUAGUUACAUUCAUUCCGGAUAGAAAAGCCGAGUAAAUCUAAAAACAAUUAUUUUCAAAUUGUUCAGGUUCUCAUAAAUUGUCUAAACCAAGAUGUUUCGUGACUUUUAAAAUAAAAAUCCAAUUUAAGUUUUUCUGUUUUUUUUUU
Molecule: messenger RNA, 1030 nt
Organism: Condylostylus longicornis
Lineage: Eukaryota; Metazoa; Arthropoda; Insecta; Diptera; Dolichopodidae
Gene: FRG1
Product: protein FRG1 homolog
Exons: 5
Coding region: 99-887 (262 amino acids)
Cellular component (GO): nucleolus; striated muscle dense body; catalytic step 2 spliceosome
Molecular function (GO): actin filament binding
Source: RefSeq, a predicted model, not a curated record